CCGAGCAAACAUGAGGCAGCUGCCAGCCGGGCCGGGUAGUCCCAUCCGCUCGGGCUGCGAAGUGGAGACGCUGGCCACAGUUCCGUGCGGUGCCCAGGAUGCAGCGCGCAAAGGAGGUCACCAAAGCAGCAGACGGCAGCCUCUUGGGAGACCCUGGGCGCACACCGCUGAGCAGGAAGGAGGGCGUCAAGUGGCAGAGGCCACGAUUCAGCCGCCAGGCCCUGAUGCGGUGCUGCUUGGUCAAGUGGAUCCUGUCUAGCGCGGCCCCACAGGGCUCAGACAGCAGUGACAGUGAGCUGGAGCUGUCCACGGUGCGCCACCAGCCGGAAGGGCUGGACCAGCUGCAGACACAGACCAAGUUCACCAAGAAGGAGCUGCAGUCCCUCUACCGGGGCUUUAAGAACGAGUGUCCUACAGGCCUGGUGGAUGAAGACACCUUCAAGCUCAUCUACUCGCAGUUCUUCCCUCAGGGAGAUGCCACCACCUACGCACACUUCCUCUUCAACGCCUUCGACGCCGACGGGAACGGGGCCAUCCGCUUCGAGGACUUUGUGGUCGGGCUCUCCAUCCUGCUGCGAGGGACGGUCCACGAGAAGCUCAAAUGGGCUUUCAAUCUCUACGACAUUAACAAGGAUGGCUACAUCACCAAAGAGGAGAUGCUGGCCAUUAUGAAGUCCAUCUACGACAUGAUGGGCCACCACACCUACCCCAUCUUGCGGGAGGAUGCACCCCUGGAGCAUGUGGAGAGGUUCUUCCAGAAAAUGGACCGGAACCAGGACGGGGUGGUGACCAUUGAGGAAUUCUUGGAGACCUGUCAGAAGGAUGAGAACAUCAUGAACUCCAUGCAGCUGUUUGAGAACGUCAUCUAAGAUGUGCAGAGGGGCUUCAGGUGGCCACCGCCACUCCACCCCUGAGAAACCAGAACUUUUUUCUAAUAUAUUUGAAAAAAGUGAGCCGUUCACUCCUGAUACACACACACACACACACACACACACACACACACACACACACACACAGCUCCUCUGGGACAGCAGAAGGAGGUAGAGGUCAGGAGGGGUGCAGCCCCCAACAGCUGUCCCCACACCAGUGGGGCAGGAAAGCUGCCUACAGGAUGGGCAGCCCACCUGCCAAUCACUAGAUGUCACCAGGAAGGGGCUCAAGAGCCUAAAAGAGCGUCUCCAAAGCAUGGGGCCCUCCCCCUCCUUUCCCACCCAUUGGGGGCCCCAGGGUUCCUCUGGCCUCCUCCCCUGGCCACUCCCUGCCCAAGGACCUGUGUCCCCAGAGAGACCCUCACUCCAGGGCUCUGGGGCAGCCAGGAGUUGAGGGGUUCAGACUAGGACAGAGGUGGUCACAGGCCUGAGCCUGCUGCUUCCUGGGAAUCCUGUCCCCAAGGUUGGGAUACUGACCCCGGCAAGCUGGACCAGUGCCAGGCCACCCACUGUGAGGCCAGUUUGGGUGGUGGGGGCCCCUGGGUGCCAACCUUCCUCCAUCCCGGGGGAAGGGCUCCCAAGGUGGAGAUAGGGUUUCUAGGAGAAGGAUCUAAGGGGACUGUUUGCCAUCCCCCUAGGGGGGAAGCCUUUGCCCACCCCAGGUCUGGCUCGGUGGGAAUGGAAGAGGGGUGCUGCAGCCCCCAGCACCAGGCUGUUCUCCCCAGGGUCCGCUCAGUCCUGGGAGGGAGUGACAUGGCUCAGGGACCAGCAACCGUGGAGCCUGGGAGGGCUGGGCAGGGCUUCUGGUCUCUUCCCCACACCUCAUCUCCCUGGAGCUCCGUGGGGCCCUCCCACAGGAUCACCCCAACCUCUACAAAAGCACAAGCACCCUGCACUGGAGGGGAGCCAGGGUCACUCUCAAGGCCUUCCCGGGGGGAGCUGAAGGAAGCCUGGGUCCCAGAAGCCCCAACGUGGGUGGCCCCGGAGGAAGAAGUUCAGGAGUCUGUUUGGUGCCCCAGAGCCAUGGAAUCUUGAAGACCAUUCCCAGCCCCACUUACCAACGUUCAGAAGCACAAACCUGGGGGCCCUGCUUGGUGGCCCUGCCUGGAGUAUGGAGGCUCGUGGGGGGCAACAGUGAGGAACAUUCCCACACGAUACAUUCCAUCGGGCCGCCCAUGUCUGCUCAGCCAGUCCUGGUGUCCCUGGACGCUCCUGGGACACCAGCCCCAGGUGAGCAGGGCCCUCGGAGGAAAGGCAGGAUGGCCAAGGACGUGCUCGGCCCCCACACACAGGUGGGCCCCUCCGUGGAGUUGCACUGAUGCCCAUUUCCAGUCUACUGGGGCCCCCCUCCCCUCCUCCAGGGGAGUGCGUGUCAACUUCCCCUGGCUCAGGGAUCUCCUCCUGCCCCAGCCUGGCCCUCCCAGAUGGCAUCCUGUGCUUCUCAGGGGCCAGGGCCGCAGGAGACAGUCGCCACCGUGCUCCUGUCCCCCUUGUCUCCCACACUGGGCCACGACGGGCCGCAUGGCUGCAUGGCAGAAGCGCCUCUUGGGCGCAGCCUGGGAAGGCGGUCCCUGUUCUCAGCUCCCACCAAUAUUCAGUACUAUAUAUUUUAAUAAAAUAAACUUGAUAAAGGAAGGGGA
This is a messenger RNA of Chinchilla lanigera (long-tailed chinchilla), 2569 nucleotides long. It is a transcript of the gene Kcnip3, whose product is annotated as Kv channel interacting protein 3, calsenilin. Lineage: Eukaryota; Metazoa; Chordata; Mammalia; Rodentia; Chinchillidae. The record is from RefSeq and is a predicted model, not a curated record. Gene Ontology annotation, cellular component: nucleus; voltage-gated potassium channel complex. The transcript has 9 exons. Bases 99 to 869 code for a protein of 256 amino acids. Gene Ontology annotation, molecular function: DNA-binding transcription repressor activity, RNA polymerase II-specific; calcium ion binding; potassium channel regulator activity. Gene Ontology annotation, biological process: regulation of potassium ion transmembrane transport; negative regulation of transcription by RNA polymerase II.